Gossypium raimondii (Peruvian cotton) is the source of this 1575-nucleotide messenger RNA. Its product is annotated as UDP-rhamnose/UDP-galactose transporter 4. The coding region runs from base 304 to 1311 and encodes 335 amino acids. The record is from RefSeq and is a predicted model, not a curated record. NCBI's taxonomy places the organism in Eukaryota, Viridiplantae, Streptophyta, Magnoliopsida, Malvales, Malvaceae. Gene Ontology annotation, cellular component: Golgi apparatus. The transcript is spliced from 6 exons. Gene Ontology annotation, molecular function: antiporter activity; UDP-galactose transmembrane transporter activity.
GAUAAAUUAAGACAAACUUUUUAUUUUUCUUUCUCUUGAGUCUACGACUCUCUCGCUCGCUCGCCCUCUCUCUCUCUAUUUCUUUAAUGGCGAGAGAAGAAUCAAAACUCAUUUGAAAUCAAGGUAUAGCAAUAGCAGCAGAAUAGCUUUGCCUAUUCACGGCGCGAAUCUCGAGAGGACUUCAUUGGACUCUCUUCUUAUUUUCUCAGUUGCAGAUUUUUUGACAACGGAACAUAAUUUUUGCUUGCAUGAAAAUUUGAGAAACAAGGACUCUGCUUGACAACUUGGAGACUUAAGUUAAAAAUGUCAUCUGUAAGCAAGGCUGAUCGGAAAACAGCUCUGGAUGUGGCCUCAUGGUCUUUCAAUAUUGUCACAUCUGUGGGUAUAAUCAUGGUCAAUAAAGCCUUGAUGGCUACGUACGGCUUCAGUUUUGCUACAACAUUAACAGGUUUGCAUUUUGCCACUACAACCCUGUUAACUGUUCUUCUUAGAUGGCUGGGUUAUAUUCAGGACUCUCAUAUACCAUUACCCGAUCUUCUCAAGUUUGUUUUGUUUGCAAACUUCUCUAUUGUUGGAAUGAAUGUGAGUUUGAUGUGGAAUUCUGUGGGCUUCUACCAGAUAGCAAAGCUGAGCAUGAUUCCAGUAUCUUGCUUUCUGGAAGUUGUUUUUGACAAGGUUCGCUACUCAAGGGAUACAAAACUUAGCAUUUUACUAGUUCUCCUUGGAGUUGCUGUCUGCACUGUUACUGAUGUGAGUGUCAACGUCAAGGGUUUUUUAGCUGCUGUAAUUGCAGUCUGGAGCACAGCCCUGCAACAAUAUUAUGUGCAUUUUCUUCAACGCAAGCAUUCUUUAGGAUCUUUUGACUUAUUGGGACAUACUGCUCCGGUACAAGCUGCAAGCCUUCUGUUAGCUGGUCCUUUUGUGGACUAUUGGUUAACAGAGAAAAAGGUCUAUGCCUAUAACUACACUACGAUAUCAAUGUUCUUCAUAAUCCUAUCAUGCACCAUUGCCGUUGGUACAAACCUCAGCCAGUUCAUCUGCAUCGGCCGGUUUACUGCCGUAUCAUUCCAAGUGCUUGGCCAUAUGAAGACUAUUCUUGUCCUGAUUUUAGGAUUCCUUUUCUUCGGCAAAGAAGGUCUUAAUCUACAUGUAAUCCUGGGUAUGGUCAUUGCAGUUGCAGGAAUGAUCUGGUAUGGUAAUGCCUCCUCCAAGCCCGGAGGAAAGGAGCGUUGGACUUAUUCAGCUCCAAGCGACAAAUCACAAAAACCAGACAAUUUAUUCGGUUCUACUGAAACAGACGAGAAGGUUUAAAGAUUCGAUUACAGGUUUAACAGUUAAAAAGGGUAAAGAUAAAAGAGACGAAAACUGAGCCAUUUACACAGAGGAUCGGAAUUAUUACAACUUUUCGUUCCUUUUUUAUUUCUUUCUUUUGUUGCACUCAUAAUGGUUAAUCAUUUUCAUGUUCCUUUAAUUUAUAAUCCAAGGUGAAAAUUAUGCUGUUGAUAGAGGAAGCAAAUUCCCUGUAAAUCCAGCGUCGUUUUCCUCUAAUAAUAUUUGCUUAUAGUAAUUUAUUUA